Messenger RNA from Dendronephthya gigantea, 723 nucleotides. Its product is annotated as myb/SANT-like DNA-binding domain-containing protein 3. The record is from RefSeq and is a predicted model, not a curated record. The transcript has 2 exons. Lineage: Eukaryota; Metazoa; Cnidaria; Anthozoa; Malacalcyonacea; Nephtheidae. The coding region runs from base 1 to 723 and encodes 240 amino acids.
AUGUCGCAACCUAGGCAGUUUUACUCAGAAUUAGAAAAGACUCUGUUAAUAGAACUAGUUGGAAAACACAAAGAUGUUAUCGAAAAUAAGAAGAACGAUUAUAAGACAAUUAGACAAAAAACCCUCGCGUGGGAAGAGUUAGCACAAGAAUUUAAUACCCAAUCUGGUGUUACGAAAAGAGAUUCGAAGCAGUUAAUGAAAUGCUGGGAAAAUGUGAAGGCCCGUGCCAAGAAGAAUCUUGCGAAGGAGAAGAGACGUGCAAAAUUGACGGGUGGUGGUCCAUCGUGUGUGCAACAAGAAGACGAGGAUGCGGCCGUAGCCGCAAUUAUUCCCAAUCAAAUAGACAGCCUUAGCAACUCGUUUGACGACGAUAAUUACGUCGCAGACAACACAGAUAACGAAAGUGAUAAUUCACAGGCGUCGAGUACAAAUGCGCAGAACCAACAGCAAAAAUCAUCUAUCAUCGUUGAGGCGGCUCUGAAGGACUCAGGCACAACAAAGCCAAGAAUAUCAGCAGCGCAAGAAAAAUGUUUGAAAAUGCAGACAUCACAGCAUGAAGCUGAAAUGGACCUCUUAGAACUCCAAAAAGCCAAUCUGUUGAUGCAACACAAAAGAAAAAUGGAGGUGUUAGACGCCGAACUUGAAUAUUGGACGUCUGUGACAAAGGCAAUGAAGACAACAGACGAACAACAACGGAGACCAAAUACAAGAUCAAAAAAAUGA